AUGAUAGUGGUGAAACGUCCGAAAACGAGAUUGAAUGAUUUAAGUGAUUGGAACGAUGAAAAAUGUUUGAAUAAUAAUAAUAAUGAAGUCAAGAGUAUUGACGAUGAAGAACGAUCUAUUGCUUUUAGUGUAAAAUUAUUAUUGAAAAAUCAAAAGAAUUUUUCAUCAAAUCUAUUACGAUCAUCAUCGCAUGAUGUUAUAUCAUCAAAAUGUCAAUGUCAACGUUCAUUUCAUAUAUUUUGUACAGAUUUAUUUCAUGAAAAUGAUUCCGAUAUAAAAAUGAUUAAUAGUCAUCCAACAUCAUAUUACCAUAAUAAAAGAUUAUCAAAUCGAAUAUCAACACCCUACAGAAAAUAUCGUCAUGAAAUUCAAGAAGAGAAUAAUCCUAAUACUACUUUCCAGAUUCCUUCAAAAGUUUCAUCACGAACUAAUCCAAAUCAACGUUCUAUUCAAACUCCAACAAAAUAUUCUUCAUCAAUUCGAUUACCAAAACAAUUACAACCUCGUGCUCAAUCUGUUUUUGAUCAAUCUCAUUCUGAAUCAGAAAUAUUUUUACCACGAACUCCUCCAUCAUCACCAAAAACACCUAGACAAGAAUCAACAUUAUUACCAUUACAUUUUAUGAAAUCAGCACCACUUCAAUCUAUAUCUAUCACACCUCAUAUUAGAUAUGUAAAUGAAGAUAAAAAGAAAUCAACAACUAUUUCUUCAUCUAAACUUGCAAAUUAUGAAGAUUAUGCACGAGAAUAUUUGUCGAAACCAGAUUGUACGAAUGAAAUUGUUGAUAAAGAUAUAAAUGAAAAACAAUCGACAAUGAAGCCUAAAUUAUCUCUAGGCACUCAAUCAACAUCAAGACCAAGAACUGGAUUAAGUAUUCGUUUGUUAUCACAUAUUGCAAAUCGUUAUUCUGAUAUAACUAAAUAUUCAAAUUCGACAUUAAAUAUACCGAAAAAUUGCACAGAAAAAUCACGACGAAUUUUAAAAUCAAAAACUCGUUCAAUGAAUGAACACAAUGAUGUAUCAAAGAAAGAAUCAAUACCACCAUCGAAAUCAGUUUUUGGAUUUUCUAAAACUGCAAGUUCAAUGCAUUUUGGAUAUGCUGCUGAUCGAUUAGGUUUACAAGCUAGUUUUGAAAAAUGGCCACGACCUCCUUCGCAUCGAACAUCAAUGGAACGGAAACAUGAAGUUACAACACUUCGUUUAGUGACAUUGCCUUUAGUUACAUCUUGA
This is a messenger RNA of Adineta steineri, 1230 nucleotides long. Lineage: Eukaryota; Metazoa; Rotifera; Eurotatoria; Adinetida; Adinetidae. The record is from the annotation of a GenBank genome assembly.